Molecule: messenger RNA, 2757 nt
Organism: Penaeus indicus
Lineage: Eukaryota; Metazoa; Arthropoda; Malacostraca; Decapoda; Penaeidae
Product: vitamin K-dependent gamma-carboxylase-like
Exons: 15
Coding region: 1-2757 (918 amino acids)
Biological process (GO): peptidyl-glutamic acid carboxylation
Molecular function (GO): gamma-glutamyl carboxylase activity; vitamin binding
Source: RefSeq, a predicted model, not a curated record
AUGACGUCACGACGGAAGCGCCCGAACCAAGAUGGCGCCGAGGAAUCACCCGCGAACAAGGAAGAUAAAAAUGGCCGCAAUUCCAAACAAAGGGAGGAGUCAAAGGCAGCGCGGAGUGAGGGUGACAGCCACGACGCCCACGAGGAGCCCAAUGCCAUGGCACUCGGGUCGCUGAAGAGUGCCACGCUGAAGGAAACCCUCUGCCGAGCCUUGCAACAGUGCAGCCAAGUUUGUGGAAUGCGUCAUGGCCUGCCUCCGUUUUCUUUCAACGCCCUCGCCCGUUUUCUUCACCGGCCGUGCGACCCAGCAUCCCUUGCAGCUACUCGUAUCAUGUUUGGGGUGUUAAUGGCUUUGGAUGUACUGCAAGAGCGAGGCAUGAGUGUGGCGGAUGUUAAAUGGGGGGACUCAAGUAAAUGUCGUUUUCCCUUGCUGGAGGUGUUGCAUCCUCUGCCGCUGCCAUAUAUGGUUGUCUUGUACGCCGUCAUGUUUAUUUGCUCCGUCAUGAUGUCCCUCGGUCUCCUGUGGCGCGUCUCCUGCAGCGUCUUCGUGGCCUCCUACUGGUACCUGUUCCUCCUGGACAAAUCCUCCUGGAACAACCACUCCUAUCUGUACGGUCUCCUGUCGGUCAUUCUGCUGCUGUCUGAUCCUCACCGCUGCUGGUCCCUAGACGGGAUGACGAAGGCAGGCAUCCGGAACAGUCACGUCCCCUUCUGGAGCUACGCGUUGCUUCGAACUCAGGUCUUCCUCCUCUAUUUCUUGGCGGGGAUCAAGAAACUCGACCCUGAUUGGCUGUUGGGAUAUUCGAUGCAGAACCUCUCCGAACAUUGGGUCUUUUCGGUGUUCAGACCGAUCCUGAGCAACAACGCCAUUGAUUACUUCAUUAUACACUUGGGGGGUUUCACGUUGGACCUCACCAUCGGCCUCCUGCUCCUGUGCGAGUCCACGAGGAAACCUGCUCUCUUCUUCGGCUCUGCUUUCCACCUCAUGAAUUCACAGAUUUUCUCUAUAGGUAUGUUUCCCUGGGUAUGCAUAGCGACUCUGCCGAUCUUCUGCGACCUGUCCUGGCCGCGACCUCUCCUCUCGUCGUUCCAGAAAUUCCUCCUUCCUCUCAGAACCUUCCACGACAGGUUUAUACCCUCCAGACAGAGUAGUGACGAGGGGCCUUCAACAGACGACGACGCCACGACUUACAGUUGGUCGUCCAUCUCUCGCCAGGAGAAGAUCAGACUCUACACCUCCCAGAAACUGAACAAGGAAGAGAAGUUCGUCUCAGCGAAAGAUACAAGUGUCGGGAGUAAUAUUAGUGAUCAAAUGACAUCUAUAACCAACGAUGACCAAGAAGUAACUAUGAGACAAAAGGUGACGAGCGUGUUAGUUGUAGCUUACCUGUGUCUUCAGCUGUUUCUGCCCUUCUCUCAUUUCAUCACCAAGGGAUACAAUACCUGGACUGACGGCCCAUAUGGCUACAGCUGGGACAUGAUGGUACACUCCUGGGACACUCUCCACGUCAAGAUCACAGUAGUCAAGCUGGACACCGGAAAGAAGUUCUAUAUUGAUCCUAAUGUGUACGUCAACAACGGCCGAUGGACCAGCCACGUGGAUAUGGCGGUGCAGUAUGGGCGUUGUAUAGAGAGCCGUCUUCGUGGCCACGGAUACGCCAACAUUUCCCUGCAUUUCGACGUCUGGAGGUCACUGAAUAAGAGGUUCCAGCAGCGGGUUUACGAUCCUAGUGUGGAUAUUCUUACAGCUCCUUGGUCACCGUGGGAAAAGACUCCGUGGGUGUUGCCCGUGCUAGUCGAGCUAAGUCAGUGGCGUGAUAAACUCAGAGAGCUUCAGGAAGGACAAACCUCACCUUAUUCAGACAGGAUAUUUGUAGCAGAUUUUCCCGGCAUGAUGCUGGAAAACUUUCUCAGUGAAGAUCUUUCCAACGUUACGAUAGAGGUUCUCCACGGGGAGGUGAGAGUUCUUGUGCCGGUCGUGGCAGGUGGGUCCGCCUCGGUUGACCUCGAGGAGGGCGAGGAAGAGGCGGAGGAGCUCACACAGAAUGAAGCCUGGAAAGUGGUACACCUAAACAACACGGCAGCAAUCGCGAAUGACAGCUGCCACUCACUGAAAGGCGAAGAAAAUUUCCUCACUUAUGGAGGUUGUUUCCCCAAGGAUUCGGACAAAGACAAAGAUUUAAAAGUUCGAUCCGUGGUUCUCCGCGCGGGCGAAUCAAUGGCCCUUCCCAGCGGCACUUUUCACUCUGUCAUCACCACUUCGCCGACGCCUUCCUCGUACAUGUAUACCUUCGUCAAUACAACCAUACAAAAGCAAAUCACCGGUAACGCUAACAAUGACCGCCCAGGUACCCCUAAACCUACAGACAUGUGUAGUAAUCACAUCACCGAGAAUUAUUUCACACGUACGAGCAAGAAAACCACGUUGGCAUCGGAAUCCAAAGACUGUGAAACCAAACUGGACGAAACGAAGCCACCAAUCCACACACCCGAUGGAGACAAGAACGUGCAGUCUUACCAGCUCGAGACAGGGGCGAGCGGGAUGGCCUGUGGCGCGCCGACGGUCUUGGACUUCGUGAAGUUUGUGAGGCUGAAACUUGCCUCUUUCUACAGGAGUGCCAGGCUGCUGCGAGACGCCUGCAGGUAUAUCGUUGCGGGAAUCCCCAUGGAUGUAGCAAGUAUUGAGGAAGGCAAAGACGUUUCCGACCGAGAACCUGCAGCUCUGGUUUUACUCUCCCGUGCAGCAUCAAAUGCCUGA